AUGACGCUCUUCGACAACGGUCCUACAGAAAAGGUUGCAUCCUCUCGAGGCCUUCUACUAGACGUGAACCAGAACGACAUGACAGUCAAGCUUGUUCAAGACUUCAUCAACGGUGCAAAAACCUGGGCGCAAUUCGAGGGCAAUCUGCAAGCCAUCGAUCUUUCGAACGAGAAUACGAAUCUUUUCAUCGGUUAUGGAAGCCAGCCGUACUUCGCAGAACUAAACGCCAACGGCGAUGUCUUGCUAGACGUCCAGUUCGGAAAACCAAAUGCUGUGAAUAGCUAUCGCGCAUAUAAGCUCCCAUGGCAAGGCAAACCACUCAACAAGCCAGAUGUCCACUGGGAUAAGAAUGGGAACAGAGCUUACUUUUCAUGGAAUAGUCAAACUGACUGCGAGAAUUGGGUCGUGUAUACGGCGAACGCAGCCAACUCUUCGACUUGGACGAACGUGACAGCCGUACACAGAACAGGCUUCGAGACAAUAGUCGACUUGAUGGACGUCCAGCUUGAUGCCUAUGUUCGAGGAAAGGCGAUUAACGGCCCAGGCUCCGUGCUAGGUAGGACGCAGGCGAGCGACGGAAACCAGUUGUUCGAUUCCCCAGAUGACAUUCAAGAAAACGCUUCAACUAGUCCUACAGCUGCAAGCAGUACUACAUCUUCGAGCAGUGGAACCUCGGCUGCUGCCAGUUCUUCAACGUCAACUGGUGCUGCGGCAAAAGUGACACAAAGCGUAAAGGAGCAGGUGUAUCUAGCAGCGGUGAUCAUUGCGGGUGGCCUGGCUCUCAUUUGA
This is a messenger RNA of Ascochyta rabiei, 789 nucleotides long. RefSeq lists its product as uncharacterized. Lineage: Eukaryota; Fungi; Ascomycota; Dothideomycetes; Pleosporales; Didymellaceae. The transcript has a single exon. Bases 1 to 789 code for a protein of 262 amino acids. The record is from RefSeq and is a predicted model, not a curated record.